AUGGAUUAUCAUAAGUGGUUAACGAAGCUGCUUCACUAUGAUUUUGAGAUAUUGUACAAACCAGGAAUUGAUAAUAAGGCAGCGGAUGGAUUGUCAAGAAUGGUACAACCUCUUGGUACACUGUCUUGUCAGUGGUUAAUGGCGUUGACAGUUCCAACACCUUUACAAUUACAAGACUUAUAUAUGGAGAUUGAUAAUGACGAGAAGAUUCAGGAGCUUUUAAAGGCGUGUCAAUCAACACCACAAGAAAAAUAUAGUUAUGAGAUCAGAGAGGAUUGCUUACUGAGCAAGUAUGGGCACUUCUUGGGACUUAACCACCCGUUCACUGCUCCUGAAGUGGCGAGUAAAUUCAUCGCAGAGAUAGUCCGACUUCAUGGGUUUCCAGCUUCAAUAGUUUCUGAUCGUGGCAGUACUUUCAUGAGUGCUUUUUGGAAAGAAUGUUUUCGUUUAGCUGGAACCAAACUGAAGUAUAGCACCGCAUUUCAUCCUCAAACGGAUGGGCAAACUGAAGUUUUAAACCGUUGCUUGGAAAUGUAUUGGAAACUGCGUCCUUAUAGGCAGAACUCUGUCACUAAACGCAUAUGCCAGAAACUUUAA
This is a messenger RNA of Camelina sativa (false flax), 597 nucleotides long. Lineage: Eukaryota; Viridiplantae; Streptophyta; Magnoliopsida; Brassicales; Brassicaceae. The record is from RefSeq and is a predicted model, not a curated record.